Molecule: messenger RNA, 3078 nt
Organism: Penicillium maclennaniae
Lineage: Eukaryota; Fungi; Ascomycota; Eurotiomycetes; Eurotiales; Aspergillaceae
Product: Male sterility NAD-binding
Exons: 5
Coding region: 1-3078 (1025 amino acids)
Source: RefSeq, a predicted model, not a curated record
AUGGGAUCGAUCUCCCCUCAACGAACUGCCCUGCGGAUUCUCGACACGGUUGCUGAAUUUCAACCUGAUCAGAUUUACUGUAUUCAUCCUGUAUCCUCGGGUCCAUCUCUAGAAUGGAAGUCUAUCACCUUUGCAGACCUUUCCAGUGCAAUUAAUCGCAUGGCCGUGUGGAUAAAGAAAAAUGUCGCAGAUUCAGAGCACCCUCAAACCCUAGCAUAUAUGGGGCCCAACGACAUUCGCUACUGCAUCUUCGUCUUUGCGUGUAUGAGGCUUAGACACACUGCCCUGCUUCUCUCCACGCGCAACGCUACGCCGGCCUCGAGCCACGUUAUGAACGCUACCGGAUGUUCUAAAUUUGUGUAUAGCCCCGAGCGGACUAAGCAGAUUGAUGAGCUAAAAGCAGCCAAUCCGUCUCUGCAAACAUGGGUAGCUCCGGGGCCGUGGGAUCUGUUUGAUAAUUCAACCGAGCUUGAUACUGUGAUGAAGGAGACAUCAGAAGAUCCUGAAAAUCGAGUUGCAGUGUAUAUCCAUAGCUCGGGCACAACAGGCCUCCCCAAGCCAGUACCAAUGACUAACGGCUAUUUCCUCGCACUGGAGCAGACUGCUCUUUUCCCUCUCCCUGCUGGAAGAGAAUGUAGUUUUGCAACCACAAGGGGCCAAAGCCGACCGAUUUUUGUCAUGAGUCCCUUCUUCCACUUGAUGGGAAUUCUCAGUAUGAUGAUUCCAGUGAUGUACAACACACCAUUCGUUCUCAGCCCCGAGAAGCCUCUCACGGCCGAGCUCCUGGCGCAGAUCGUGAAGGACACAAAUCCCGACACAUCAAUCAUGGCACCAUCUAUCUUAGAAGAUCUCAGUCAAUCUGAGCUCGGGAUGAGCUCCCUGUCCACCUUCUCCAUGCUCACUUUCGGGGGUGCACCGUUAGCACAAGAAGUCGGGGAUAGAAUCUCCGAAAUUACACACCUUCAGUCAGUCUUGGGGUCAAGCGAAAAUGCAGUAUUCCGAGGAAUGAAGCACCAAGAUAAAAGUGACUGGAAAUAUCUGGAAUGGGACCCCAAUGCCGGCUAUGACAUGCGUGAUGCCGGCGACGGCCUCUUCGAGCUCGUCAUUCCCCGUUCAGAAGAUCCUCUGGCUCACCCCAUCUUCCACACUUACCCUGACAAGAAUGAGUACAAGACCGGAGAUCUCUUUUCUCCUCAUCCGGAGAAGAAUGGUCUCUGGCUAUACUCUGGACGCCAUGAUGAUGUGAUCGUUUUGAGCAAUGGAGAGAAGUUCAACCCAAUCACCAUGGAAGAGAUCAUCUCGGGCCACCCGCUCGUUUCUCGGGCUCUGGUUGUGGGCCAGGGCCGUUUCCAGGCUGGUGCGAUCAUAGAGCCUAAUUGGUCUGGCUGGAUUGGUGAACCUAAAUCAUUGAUUGAUGAGAUCUGGGCCAGUGUUCAGAAAGCCAAUGCGACCGCCCCUGGCCACGCCAAAAUCAUGAAGAACCGUAUCGGAGUGUUGUCCUCGGACAAGCGGUUUGAGCGGACCGCGAAAGGCACGGUGAAGCGACGUGCAACGGUGAAUGAAUUCGCGGACGAGCUCGAUGCGCUCUACGCCGCUGAUGAUCAAGUCAAUGUGGCACAGAUCCCUAAAGACGCGGCGCGUGAAAGUAUCAUCGCAUAUAUCACAGCUGCCGUGGCGAAGAUUCUGGACGUCCCAACGUUUGAUGAACAUGUUGAUAUCUUCUCAUCGGGACUUGACUCCCUCCAGACGCUUCGGUUGGGCCAAACCCUUCAGGCCUCUCUGAAGUCUGCUUUGCCUGAGUUGGGCGCAAUGUUCGGUAGCCCUCAAUUGUAUUCCCGUCCGACAAUCUCUCAGCUGUCCGGAUAUGUUCUUGAUCUUCUGCAAGGAAAUGACUCGCCUCCCGAUGCCGCUCACCUCGAGAGCGACGCCGAUCGGGAAACGAGAAUUUCUGGACUGGUCGGCAAGUAUACCGAAGACUUCGGCAAAGACCACGCAGUCAUUCUUACUGGUUCCACUGGGUCACUGGGAGCUUAUCUACUUCAUGAGUUGCUCCGCGAUCUUAGCGUCACCAAGAUCUACUGUCUCAAUCGGUCGGAUGAUGCAGCUCCCAGACAAUUGCAAAGCCUUCGCGAGAAAGGACUGGCGGCCUUCCAAAGAUUCCCCCAGCGAGUCGAGUUCCUUCAAGCCCAGUUUGGCGCCGAGCGACUGGGUCUCGAAGAAGCCAAAUAUGAAGAGAUGUUGGAGAGUGUGGACACCAUCAUCCACAACGCCUGGAAAUUGAGGCCUUCGAAACCCCCCCACAUCGAAGGGGUCCGUCGUCUGGUGGAAUUCAGUGUUGCGAGCGAGAACACCGCUCAUAUUCAUUUUAUUUCUUCCAUCUCCACUAUCGAGGGAUGCAACCCGGAGCGGGGUUCCUCGAUUCCAGAAAUCAUAUUUGAUGAACCCAGCUCGGCACUCAGACAAGGAUACGGCGAGUCCAAGCAUAUCGCCGAAAGAAUCUGCGCUGCUGCCUCUGCCAAGUGCGGUGUCCCAACUAGUAUCCAUCGGGUUGGGCAGAUCAGUGGUCCGACUACGGAGAAGGGCAUGUGGAAUAAGCAAGAGUGGGUGCCAUCGCUCGUUGCAACAUCCAAAACAAUCAAGCAGAUUCCGAAGGGGCUAGGAUCAGUAUCCGUACAGUGGGUUCCAGUAGAUGUGACUGCAAAGGUCAUCACCGACAUCGUUCGCACCCGCCGUGAGACCCAAGAAGACGAACCAUGCGCCGCCUUCCAUAUCGUGAACCCUCGAGCCACAGAAUGGUCAUCGCUUGUGCCAGCAGUUACCAAAUUCUUUGACAUGGAGGAGGUUGACAUCAAGACUUGGAUCCAGACCCUGGAAAGCUUUACCAGCCCCACAGAGAGUGAUCUUCGGGAUAAGCCAGCUCUCAAGAUCCUCGACUUCUUUAAAGCUAUCUCGUUCGCAGACGAGGCUGGUCCAUGGACAGCAACCACCAAGACUCAGGCUGCUAGUAAGACACUACGCCAAUUGCAGGCGAUUGACGCUCCAUUGAUGGAGAAUUGGAUGAAACAGUGGGACUUCUGA